This is a messenger RNA of Drosophila rhopaloa, 2345 nucleotides long. RefSeq names its product esterase B1. NCBI's taxonomy places the organism in Eukaryota, Metazoa, Arthropoda, Insecta, Diptera, Drosophilidae. The record is from RefSeq and is a predicted model, not a curated record. The transcript has 4 exons. Bases 203 to 1894 code for a protein of 563 amino acids. Gene Ontology annotation, molecular function: cholinesterase activity.
CGCUCUGGAAGAGCGCUUUGUUUGUUCCGCUCGGCAUCUACCGACCUUUUUUUAGCCGGUCGUGCUAACUUGGACUGCUUCGAGUUUAUUGUGACACUUUCCCCAAAUCGGCGCCCGUUAUCGAAUCGUGUGUUGCUCUACCAUAAAUUACCAGUGGGUUUUUUGAUGUUAAUGAAUAAGAGUGCGCGGAAAGACAUUCGAAAUGGCAACGCGCUUUAUGGAUAUGCUGAAGCUGACCUUUAAGGUGCUCAGUUUUAAGUACGAACAGCGAAAGUUGGCCACUUCAAUCUAUUCUGUGAUAAAGACUAAGUUGGGACCUGUGCGCGGAGUGAAAAGGAACACUAUCUGGGGAGGAAGCUACUUCAGUUUUGAGAAGAUUCCUUUCGCUAAGCCCCCAGUGGGAGAUCUUCGUUUCAAAGCUCCUCAACCAGUGGAGCCAUGGGAUCGGGAAUUGGAUUGCACUUCGGCGGCAGAAAAGCCCCUGCAGACACACAUGUUUUUCCGCAAAUUCGCGGGCUCAGAGGAUUGCCUGUACUUGAAUGUAUAUGCCAAAGAUUUGCAACCGGAUAAACUACGUCCCGUGAUGGUUUGGAUAUAUGGUGGGGGAUUUCAAGUUGGAGAAGCCUCACGGGAUAUGUACAGCCCCGACUUUUUUAUGUCAAAGGAUGUCGUUAUAGUCACUGUGGCCUAUCGAUUAGGUGCUCUAGGCUUCCUAAGUUUGGAUGAUCCCCAACUAGAUGUGCCCGGAAACGCUGGUCUCAAGGAUCAAAUCAUGGGACUUCGAUGGGUGCAGCAGAACAUUGAGGCUUUCGGUGGUGACCCCAAAAAUGUAACACUCUUUGGCGAAAGUGCCGGAGGAGCCUCUACUCACUUCCUUACUCUGAGUCCCCAAACCGAAGGACUCAUCCACAAAGCCAUCGUAAUGUCGGGCACCGUUCUGUGUCCCUGGACGCAACCACCGAAAAAUAACUGGGCCUAUCGUCUGGCCCAGAAGUUGGGAUACACCGGUGACAAAAAGGACAAGGCCAUUUUCGAGUUUCUGAGAUCAGCGAGUGGCGGGGAAAUUGUCAAGGCCUCCGCCACAGUCCUCAGCAAUGACGAAAAGCAUCACAGAGUCCUGUUUGCCUUUGGACCUGUUGUAGAACCCUACAGCACUGGGCACACGGUGAUCGACAAGUCACCCCAUGAAGCAAUGCAGGAUAGUUGGAGCCACAGGGUGCCCGUUAUGUUUGGGGGCACCAGUUUCGAAGGGUUGCUUUUCUAUCCAGAGGUUUCGAGGCGUCCUGCCACUUUGGAUGAGGUGGGAAACUGCAAGAAUCUGCUUCCAAAAGAUCUAACCCACAAUUUGGAUCCCAAACUACGCGAAAACUAUGGCCUGCAACUGAAGAAGGCUUAUUUCGGCGAUGAGCCCUGCAACCAGGCCAACAUGAUGAAGUUCCUCGAACUGUGUUCGUACCGCGAAUUCUGGCACCCCAUUUAUAGGGCAGCAUUAGCUCGAGUCCGCCAAUCCAGUGCCCCCACCUAUCUGUACCGUUUCGAUCACGACUCCAAAUUAUGCAAUGCCAUUAGGAUCGUUCUUUGUGGUCAUCAGAUGCGAGGAGUUUGCCAUGGAGACGAUCUCUGUUAUAUAUUCCACAGCAUGCUAUCACACCAAUCUGCGCCAGAUUCCAUAGAACAUAAGGUAAUCACUGGAAUGAUCGACGUUUGGACGACUUUCGCCGCUACCGGCGAUCCGAACUGCGAAAGUAUAAAGUCUCUAAAAUUCGCCCCCCUCGAAAACGAAACGGAUUUUAAGUGCCUCAAUAUUGGGGAGCAGUUUGAAAUCAAGGCGCUCCCAGAAUUGCAGAAGAUUCAACCAGUUUGGAACAGUUUCUAUGCCCCGAAUGAACUGUAGAUGCAGUGCAUCAAUAAAAGGUUUUUUAGCUUUAACUGUCUCAAUUGCUUGGAUUUGGAUGAUCUUAUAUUGUGUAAAUACGUUGUACAUGUGUUGUGGAUAUUUUAGUUCUGAGACGUUUAUUGUUUAUUUUUAAAUGCUGUUUUUAGGCUUAUGAAAUAAGUUUGAUUUUACAGGGUAAAUAAAUAUAUUAAAUAAAAUGAAACAUACAAAAAAACAAAUGUAUAUUUAUCAACAUUAUAAUUGUUUAAAACGUAAAUCAAAUCUGACUUGUUAAAUAAGUAUUAAUUUAUUUUUGACAAUACGACACUUCCAAAUGGAGUUUUAUAAAAAUGUCGGUCAUAACAGUAAUGAUAAAUAGUAUCAUGCAUUUUAAUCGUUCCAAAGUAACUAUUCGACAUCAUAAUCAAUUAUUUAAUAAAAUAAAAAUAAAAACAUGCGCAAAAUCAAA